Molecule: messenger RNA, 4600 nt
Organism: Caenorhabditis sp. 36 PRJEB53466
Lineage: Eukaryota; Metazoa; Nematoda; Chromadorea; Rhabditida; Rhabditidae
Source: the annotation of a GenBank genome assembly
AUGGCCAUUCAAUCGGCUAUACACGGAUAUCCAGCCAACACAGAUGCCGUAAGUUCCAGAAAGUAAAGAAAGUUGGAUGAAUUGUUAAAUUCUCAGGAAACUGAGCUCGUGCGGGUCCGACUCCAACGAGGUAUUAAACUUGGAAAACGAGAUCUGUUUGGUGUGAUUUCCCCUUACUGUGUUGUUCGAUUAGAGAAUGCCAACGGGGAUACCGUAGACGAAGUGCAAAUAGAGACCAAGAAAAAGGUUUGCAUUUGGUUACUCGCUACUUUAGAACAAUUUUCUCAGACACGGAAUCCCAUGUGGAACAGUGUGUUCACAUUUCGGUGCACGCACACUUGUCUGAUCAAAAUAUUAAUUUACGAUGAAAAUCGGCUGCGAAAAGACGUUCUAAUUGGUAUUGUGAGCAAACAGUUGGGAGAUGGGAAAAUAACUUACCUGGCGACGAAUCCCGAAGAAUAUCCUCUACAAAUGAGCGUUCCAUCAAAGGGAAAGUGAGUUUAUUUACUUUUCUCCAUACUUGCAACCGGUCGGUCGGAAUAUUUAUUUGAAGUCUGGUCGCGAGCGCUCAGGGGGUAAGCCUUUUUGUGAUUUUCAUUUCCAAAAAAUGUGAUUUUCCCAAAUACGUUUUCCGGCUCGAGCUACUUAACUGAUUUAAACGAACAGUUGUUUCCAGAAACAUCGGCUCUCUGUUUUUGAGCUUCCAGUUCCUGCAGUCAUCAUCCGAAAACUCUCCCAGUGAGUCUUCCAACGAUCUACAGCAAGCGACAACUGAAAUGCCGCAAGGAUGGGAAGAACGGGAAGAUGGCAACGGUCGGACUCUCUAUGUGAAUCAUGCACUCAGAACCACACAGUUCACAAGACCAGAUGGGACCUCCAAGUGAACAAAAAUUCCUGUAUUCCUCUUUCAUCUCUCCCUUAUUCCAGUGAUAAUUCGAACGCUGUCACUGAGCAGUCUGUCAUCGAAGAAACACGUCGGCGCCGUGAUAAUUACGAACACCGCAGCCAGGUCACAGACGAGUCACCGGAUCCUUCUGUUGUCAGCAACGAAUUGACUGCAGUAAGCUGAUUAUAAAUUUAAAUUCCAUCGAAAUAGCCGAAACUGUUGAAAAAGAGGCCCGCUGCGCGGGCCGAGCUAUCGCUUGAAAGCGGCUACGCCGCUUGUUUCUUUUUUAUAACCGUUUGAAAGUUCACCUUUGAUUUCUUAAUUUCUCUGUCACAAUUUUUCGUUUUAGAAAUGAGAAAGUGUCUGGACAAACGUAGAAAGAAAGAAAGAAACGGACAGACCCCGCUAGCUUUUUAUCAGAUAAGAAUGAUGAUCAUCAUUCUUAUUUAAUAAAAAGCUAACGGGGUCUGUCCCUCUGUUUAUUUUUUUUCUUGGUUUGUCCGGAGAAAUUAAGAAAUGAACACGUGAACUUUCAAACGGAGGCUACCCCGAAUCAGAACUGUCCCGUAUCAGAACUGUGCCGAAUCAGAACUGUUCGAAUCAGGACUGUCCCGAAUCAGAACUGUCCCGGAGCAGAACUGUGCCGAAUCAGAACUGUUCGAAUCAUGACUGUCCCGAAUCAUGACUGUCCCGAAUCAGAACUGUCCCGGAUCAGAACCGAUCGGCAGGUGGUUCUUGUUACAUGAAGUUAUGUUUUGACCGGUUCUGAUCCGGGACAGUUCUGAUUCAAACGGUUCUGAUUCGGGGUAGCCUCAAGGUUUCAGAACUAUUUUCUUUGAAAAAUGAAAAAGUAACCAGGCAAAAAGAGAAAAAAAGAAAGAAAUGGACGGACUCCGCUCAGGUAAAUCGUUUCUAAUCUAGCUAGCUAAUACACGUUUCUAACCGGACCUAGUUAGAUUGCUAAUUUACUUUGAUUAGAUUGCAAAUUCGUCUAACCAGACUGAAAAAUUUUCUAAUUUGAUGGGCGCAGCUAAUUAGAGUGCAAAAAAACUGAUAUUAGAUUCAAAAUUUAGCCAAUUAAAUUAAAAUUUCGGGCAAACCUAGCUAGAUUAUGUUUAGAUUGCAAAAUCAGCUAGCUAGAUUCAGAAAUCGUUAGCAAUCUAACUUGGUCCGGUUAGAAACGAGAACUAGCUAGUUAGAUUAGAAACGAUUUGCCUGAGCGUUAGGUUUUGAACAUUAUUUUUUAUUAACAAGAAUGAUAGUGCUUCGUAAAACUUCGAACUGUAGUAUCGAAACAUGCAUCUCGAAAGGUGGGAUCAAGAACAAAAACAGAAUUUUUAGAGUGUUCACAAUUUCUUUAUCAGCAUUGUGGUCUGGCUCUAACUUGCCAGUAUUGUGCAGUAGCUAUGUAGUUGUACAAAUAUUUGAGGCAGUCGAAAAGUGAAGGUCUAUUGCUAGCAUCAUGCUCCGUAGUUCGUCUCACGCGGGUGUCUCAAGCCGGUUUUCAUUCUUUUCCUGCUCUCUGCGCAUUGUUCUCCCGUUUCCCACUUUUCACUAACAAAGCCGAAUAUGAAUUUUAGUCUCAAACCUGAUACUUGAAAUUAUGAAAUUCUCUGUGAAUUUGUUCUGAAUUCCCAAAAGUUUUCGUACUUCAAGUACAUAAGCCUAUUUGAAAAGCAAGGAUUUGCCACUGAAUUGUUGAGGCGCAUAAUGUAAUGUGUUGUACUUUCUGAAAGUUCAAACUGCCUUGGGCAGUGACUCCGCCACUUUUUGCUUUUUGUCUUUUUCUUUUCCAAAAAGGCAAUUUUCUAGCUUUUGUGCUAAGUUUUCAUUUUGCUGCUACAUCGAUAGCUAUCAGAUGACAAUUCCCACUAAGUUGAUUCUCGAAACAUUCUGAUGAAAAAUUUUCAGAUCGACAACGCGAUGCGUGCCAACUUCGAACAGGCUGGGAAUGACGAGGAUGAAGACGAAGUGAGAUUACCUGACGGCUGGGAUAUGCAGGUGGCUCCGAACGGACGGACGUUUUUCAUUGAUCACCGCACGAAAACCACUACGUGGACUGAUCCGAGAACUGGAAUCGCAGCCAGAAUGCCGAUGCGAGGAAAGACAGAUGAUGAAAUUGGAGCUCUACCACCAGGAUGGGAACAGAGAGUUCAUGUAGAUGGCCGCGUCUUCUUCAUAGAUCACAACAGAAGACGUACACAGUGGGAAGAUCCCAGAUUCGAAAAUGAAAGCAUUGCGGGACCAGCAGUACCGUAUUCUCGAGAUUAUAAGAGAAAGGUUCUUAGAAACAUCCUGUUAUGAGGUUAUUCAUAGGAUGUUUUUUACAUUGCUGAAAUAAGUUUUUGACAUAAAAACAAAAAAACAUGCGCUGAAUAACCUCAUAGUAAUAAAUAGUAGCAAUGUUUUUAGGUGGAAUACCUUCGAUCCCGUCUACCGAAACCGAACAGCAGUAGCGGGAAGUGUGACAUGGUUGUUCAUCGUGACACUCUGUUCGAGGAUUCUUAUAGACAUAUUAUGGACAAGGUUUCGUCUUUCUUGAAAAAAAACUGUCAUUAUUUCGUUCAGAAGGACUAUGACCUCAGAAACAAACUUUGGAUUGAGUUCUUUGGUGAAACAGGAUUGGAUUACGGUGGUGUGACCAGAGAAUGGUUCUUCCUUCUCUCUCACCAAAUUUUUAAUCCUUACUACGGACUUUUCGAGUACUCGGCUACGUAAGGUUGAUCGUCAUAUCUUCUAUUUGGUUAUUUUUCUCAGGGAUAACUAUACACUUCAAAUCAAUCCGCACUCGGAAGCAUGCAAUCCUGAGCAUCUUUCUUAUUUCCACUUCAUUGGCCGCAUAAUCGGAAUGGCCAUCUACCACGGCAAGCUUCUAGACGCUUUUUUCAUUCGGCCUUUCUACAAAAUGAUGCUGGGCAAAAAAAUUACGUUGUUUGACAUGGAAUCUGUGGAUAACGCUUACUACAACUCGCUCAUUUAUGUGAAAGAUAAUGAUCCAGCAGAUCUGGAGUUGACAUUCACCCUGGACGACUCCAUUUUCGGAGAAACUCAAACUGUUGAGCUGGUACCAAGUGGUGCGGUUAUUCCGGUCACUGAGGAUAAUAAAGAGGAGUACAUAGAAGCCGUCAUUAGCUGGAGAUUUGUAAAUCGCAUCGAAGCACAGAUGAAUCACAUAUUGAAAGGAAUUCAAGAAGUUUGUAGACUCAAACGCCUUUAUCUACUCAUAAUAGUAAUUUGUAGGUUGUGCCUUCAAAUCUUUUGCGACUUUUUGAUGCAAACGAACUUGAACUGCUGAUGUGCGGUCUCCAGAAAAUUGACGUGAAAGAUUGGAAAGCAAAUACAAUUUAUAAAGGCGGCUAUGGUCCUAGCAGUCAGGUCGUCCAUAACUUCUGGAAGUGCAUUUUAUCGUUUGAUAAUGAAAUGCGCGCUAGAGUUCUUCAAUUCGUUUCUGGAACAUCGAGAGUUCCAAUGAACGGGUUCCGAGAACUUUAUGGAUCCAAUGGACUACAGAAGUUUACUAUUGAACGCUGGGGAAGCCCUGAUAUGCUGCCUCGAGCUCACACUUGGUGUGUUUUCGGAGACGAGAAAUGAUCCAUUGUUAUCUUUUUCAGCUUCAAUCGCCUCGAUCUCCCGCCUUACACGACUUUCAAAGAGCUCAAAUCGAAACUUCUGACAGCUAUCGAAAAUUCGGAAAUCUUCUCCGGUGUUGAUUGA